Messenger RNA from Cyphellophora europaea CBS 101466, 1422 nucleotides. RefSeq lists its product as uncharacterized. The transcript is spliced from 4 exons. The record is from RefSeq and is a predicted model, not a curated record. Gene Ontology annotation, biological process: amino acid transmembrane transport. The coding region runs from base 1 to 1422 and encodes 473 amino acids. Gene Ontology annotation, molecular function: amino acid transmembrane transporter activity. Gene Ontology annotation, cellular component: vacuolar membrane. NCBI's taxonomy places the organism in Eukaryota, Fungi, Ascomycota, Eurotiomycetes, Chaetothyriales, Cyphellophoraceae.
AUGGCUGACACCAGCAAGAGCAAGCAUCAAGCCGCUGGCAACGGUGGCGAGAUCAGUCCAGUUCUCAGCGACGACCAUGCCUCAGUAGAAAAGGGCUCUACGAAAGAAGAUAACUUCGAGGUGUUCAGAGAUGAUGGCGAUGUCGCGUUUCGCACUGUGGGCUGGAUAUGGGCGACCGCCAUCUUCUUGAAGAUCAUUUUCGCGACCGGUGUUCUCACAAUUCCUACAGCCAUGGCAGCCCUUGGAUCUUUCCCUGGUGCUGUCAACGUCCUUGGCUGGCAGGCCGUCAACACCUACAGUGGUGUCCUGAUGGGCGAUUUUCGCAAUCGACAUGCGGGCGUCCACUCGGUGGCAGACAUGGCGCAGAUUGUCGGUGGCAAAAUACUACGAGAGAUUAUCGGCUUCCUCUUCAUCAUCACCUGGGUUAUUGUCGCCGCCUCCGGCAUAGUGGGCGCAUCCACCGCACUGAACGCACUUUCAGAACAUGCUCUUUGCACAAACUACUUUACGCUGAUCGUGGCGCUUGUCAUGGCUGGAUUGGCUGGAAUCCGCAAGUUCGAGCACAUAGGGUGGUUGACCUGGGCUGGUUUCGUAACGAUUUAUGCUGCAGUAUUGAUCGUCGUUAUUGGCGUCACGCAGCGAGACCGACCAGCUGCAGCGCCCCAGAGUGGUCCAUAUGAAUUAGGGUAUACCGUGUUUGGAUCACCUGACUUCGUAGCAGGCAUCAACGCGGCCACAUCCAUUUUCUGCUCUGGAUCCGGCACCAGCGCUUUUAUGCCUGUGAUCAGCGAGAUGCGUAACCCCAAGGAUUACAAGAAGUCGCUCUUCGUAUGUAUGGGCAUCGUCACCGCAUCGUAUUUGACCUUUUCACUGGUCGUAUACUACUACUGUGGCGUUUGGGUCGCUUCUCCAUCACUUGGCUCUGCUGGCGGUACGAUAAAAAAGGUCGCCUACGGUGUGGGGCUUCUCGGGCUACUGGUAACGGCUUCACUCUACACGCAUGUUGCCGCCAAGUAUCUGUUUGUAAGGAUACUGCGAAACUCCAAGCACUUGCAGAGCAACACCGUGGUUCACUGGGGAACGUGGCUCGGCUGUACCCUGAGUCUAUCUGCUGUCGCUUUCGUCAUCGCUGGAGGUGUCCCAAUAUUCAACUACCUCCUCAGCUUGGCAGGCAGUGUUGGCUUCGCAAGUAUAACCAUCACUUUGCCAGCAUACUGCUAUGUCUAUGACCACAAGUCGUUUCGAACGGGUACAAUGAUGCAACAAAUCAAGUACUGGUUCCACUGGUUUCUCAUUUCGCUGGGCACGUUUUUGACGGUGGCCGGCACGUAUGGAGUGGUUCAAGCAGUUAUAGAUGCCUACGCCAAUGGUGCAGUCGGAAGAGCUUUUGACUGCGCCGAUAACAGCGGCACUGUGGUUUGA